UGUUUGGCCACACCUGCUGUUAUUAGCUCAGGAACCGAAAUAGAAUAUUGUAAUAUACAACAUUAUUUUGUUGUACUUUACUCGGUACAAAUCGGUCGAAAUAGCUCGCGUGCUGGAACCUGUUCGCAACAUCCAAUCUACUGCAUUAUGACAAGCAAAGCAAAUCGGCUCCCGUUUUCUGUGGCAUUUAUUUGGAUUUUAUUUGCAUUCGGAAAAGGCAAGUAAAUAAUCUUAUUAGAAUUAUCAGUUUUGUUUGCUAACUGGAUUUCAUGUUACACGAUGCAUUGUAUAGAGUCACUCCAAUAAAGCAAAUAUUUGAGGAUGUCGAAGACAAAUCUGAUAGAUAAGAGAAAUAUUUUUACAUCGCUAAACGUGUCAACGAAAGCGUGGAGUGUUUAGUUGAUCUUGAUUUCAUAUCGUCUCACGGAUUUUUUGAUGAGUCGAGUCUUUUUCGUUCAAGGUCUUAAGGAAGCUUCAUGAUCAAUCUUCUAAACCACCAUGCGCCAAUGCAUUCUAUGAGUGGUGUUACAUAAUUUUUCGAAGCACUACAAUGCCGUGUCUUCAGAAUAAUUAUCGGGAUGUGGCAUUAUUACCUGACUUCGACGACAUAUUUUGUCGCGUGGUCUGGCACGAUAAAGAUGGAGUCCCUGUUUGUCGCUCUCUGAUUGUUCUCAGGGCCUCGCUAGCGUCGUUGGCGUUGAAGGUAAAAUUUCUGCUCUAAAGGUAACGCACUUGGCGACUUGAGUAGCCCCUAACGAAUAUCACUUUUUAGUUCUUCAAUUGGAGUUAUUCUAUUAUCAUUGAUGCAUUAAAAAAAUAUUCAUUGGCCCUUUUUCGAACCUAUAUUUUUUAUUCACUUUUAUGAAGACUGUAGCCCAAGACGAGGCGUUAAAUACCAUGCGUCGAGGACCGUCGAGGAAUUAGAAAAUUCUUUUUAAGAUGCAUCAGUGAGCUUUAAUCUCCUUCUUCUUAUGUUUAUGUAAAGACGGGAGGAGUCUCACCUUCCAGUGGCGGGCCAUAACAGGGCCUAUUGCCUAACUGGAAGCCCGUCAUUACAAACCCGGGAAACCGCUAAGACGUUUCGGCGGAUGUAUCAUAGUUAAGAGUGGAAUGGAAAGCCGGCAGCCCUUCAGACUUCUUUGUUAUAUGUUUUUGUGGGCCUGGUGGUGCACAACGUUUAAAAUAGCAUUCCUAUCAUUUUGAUCAUAUUGACCAAUAUAUAUAAUUACGGAAGUAUAUACAGUAACAAGUCGCUUUUUUCUUCAGACGUCAUCGGGGCCACACCUGGAUACACUGACGACUGAAACGUGAUGUUCUUUUUACAGGUUCACUGUUAAGUACGUUCAACACGCAAGAGGGAUGCAAUGCAACACUACUUUGUAAUCAAUCCGGCAAUGUCACCUGGUUAAAUUCUACCGGACAAAAGAUUGAAGGUAAACACAAAACCAAGCAAAAUAUAUAGCUCUCCUCCAGCGAGGAAAAGAACCACGGUACAGUCAAACAUCGUUGUUACGGAGGGCAUUGAGUGUUCGUAUUAACGGGGGUUAAAUUUAAAGAAAGUAAGAAAUUGACAUUUAAACUGCAGAGGACCGUAAACGAAUACAGUCAACUCUCUCUAAGACGGACACCUUUGGGACCGGCACUAAGUGUCCGUCUUAGAGAGGUGUCCGUCUUAUACAGAGUCAAAUAAAGGGAGUAAAGAAAGACAGGGACCAACUCUAGGUGUCCGUUUUACAGAGGUGUCCGUCUUAUAGAGGUGUCCGUUAAGAGAGAGUCGACUGUAUGCCGCAAAACGUAGGAUCUAUAAAAGACCUGACCAGCAAAAAUACACACUGAGUAGACACACUGAAUUCUGCAAAGCUGAUCUUACUACGUGAAAAUUAACUUUGCAAGACAUUAACAUGACACCGAAAGAACCAAAAACAAAGCGGGGUCGUAGUCGUAGAAAGUAAGGGCUUUCUUUCCCCAGGGACAAAGAGAACUGUCCGUAAUAGCGAGGUAUCCGUAUUUAGCGGGUGUCCUUAGAGCGGCGUUUGACUGUUUUCUGCCUUUCCAGAAUCACAGCCUCUAAAAUGCCCCUGUUAGUCCUUUUGGGACUUUCAACCAAAAAAAGACAUUUUCCCGGGCUACCCUUUUACAUACCUCAACUAGUAAAUUCCCUACCAUUUUAUAUCCCUGAAGCCUGAAAAAGGUACCCCUUAUAAAGGCCAUUAAGGACCUUACGAUCCGACAACGGCGACGUCCAUGAAAACGUCGCUGAAAAAUAGACUUCGCAUCCUUUCACUUUUUUUGCGAUUUUUCCAAGGGGCCGAGUUACUUAAAAGAAGGGAAUUUAGUUUGGAGCUGAAGAGAAGGGACCACGCCCUAGUUCUGACAGAGAUAAUAGAAUUCAUCGCCUUGCCGUUCCCGUUCCCAAGUUAACUUAAAAUUUGGUCAUUUCACGUCGUACUUGUGCACGGACCGCUAAGAAAUGUACAAAAAGGUGUGAUGCACGUGCAGAGUUGUUGUUUUGCUCAUUAAACCUAUUGCUGGGGAGUAUCGCUGAGGACGUGACAGCAGCGUUCCCAUAUUGAUUAGCUUUUAUCCCGGAAUGAUUGGCCCUUUUCUCGAAAGUCCCAAUAAUUAAAACCAAGCAAUCAAAGCUGCAGUUGUUGUGUAAAUUCCUGUUUGAUUUUCACUAAUUAAAAUACCCCUCAUUGGGAUUUUUUUGGUUUUCUUUUCUGCAGAUCCUAGAUUCACAACAUUGGCAUUUGGUUAUUUUUCAACUUUGCUGAUCUCUGUUGUUUCCAAGAACGAUGAAGGAAAUAUCAUUUGUAUCGGCCAGGAACGUAACAUAACCAUAAACCUUGGAGGUGGGUUUAGAAAGGAUUACAUAUCAUUUAGUAGUGUAACAGAGAUCUAGGUAACUGUGAAAGACGCUUCUAAGAUAGAGCCCGAUAACUAAGAACAGUGAACGCUCUUCAUAAUAAUAAUAAUAAUAAUAAUAAUAAUAAUAAUAAAUAAUAAUGAUAAAAUGAUUAACCAAUCUUUAUUAAGUAUCAGAACAAUAAGUAAUAUUUACAAUUUUAAACUAUAUCGUAUUGUUUACAAAUUAAAAGCUAAAUAUAUGUCCACGAUAGAAAACUAUUUACAAUUGUGAAUAAUUUAAAAGUGAGAAACGGAAAAUCAAGCAUUACUAAGAAAAAAACUAUCAAAAAUAUAGGCCUAAAAUUAUGAGUGCAGAUGUAGACCAGCUACAGCGAAAGUGAAGUCUUCUGAGACCUCACGUGAUUUGAAUGGAUAUCUAGAACCUCUGAUGCAUCUGUGCAAAUGAGAUCUGUAUUCGAAGCCAGGAAAAAACGCUGGUGUAGGGUUUAUUGUCCUUAGUCGAAAGCUUAUUUGCGAGAGUUCUUAAAAAGUUCUGACAGUCGAGUCCCAUGCCCUCGUUAGUACCAAACACCAGCAAAAAAAACAAUAAAAUGAUAAUAAUAAUAAUAAUAAUAAUAAUAAUAAUAAAUAAGAUAACAAUGAUAAUAAUAAUAUUUAUAUAGCGCCUAUACUUUUCAGUGCUAAGCGCUUCGCAGUAUAAGAGCGGAUAGCGUGUUCUGGUUAUAUAUCUUGGCCUACUACUAGUAACUACUUUAAAAAGUGCAGUAUUGUGUUCUCCAAAAAGAAAAACUCAUGACAAGGAGGCUCAGAGACAGAUUAAAGCCAGCGGCAUAUCCAUUCUAUGCUGUCGACGCAAAUUGUUGAGCUGCGCUUUGACGCCCUCGGCUUGACACUCUCAUCGGUUCGCUCAUUCAUCAAAUGAAAGUUUGAGAACAUGAAUUCGAGGAGAGUGAACAGUCUUUGAAGGGCAAUAAAAACUACCACAUCACCAUCGUCAGAAAGGAAUCAAAAAGUUCUUUUUUCGUGCUUCUGCUGUAGAUGUAGCCUCCACCCAGGUGUUUUAUGGGAGUCGUAUUUCCUACUGUAGAUGCUGUUCUUUGGUGCUAUUUCAGUAAUGUUCAUGACAGCCUGCACCACUGAGUAGCUACCUACAAUCUUGGACAAAAUAAAUGGAAAACCUAGACCCCUCCUCCCCCCCAAAUCAAGGAUGGGAAAAUGGCGCGUUUUUGCCUUUCGCGCGGCGUCAUCCUUGAUUUUGGGGGGGGGGGAUGGGGGUUUGCUGUUCCAUUUUAUUUUGUCCAAGAUUGUAGCUUUCAGUCAAAGAAUCUAGGUUCAACUUUUAAGAUAAUAUGCCACCUUAAUCAUGCUAUCCUAAUAACAAUCCAACCUUUUUCAGUUGUAGUUUGUUCAGACACUAGAGAUACACAAUCUUGUUCAAAUCAAGUUCAAAACAGGCCUGAAUCCUGCAAUGAUGACUUCAUGAUUAGAAAUUGCAAAAAGUCUUGCGGACUUUGUCCAGGUAAGAAAGUGGGGUAAAUUAUCAACUCCAGUUAAUUUAAUUUCCUUGUUCAAAACUAUAUCAAAUGGGACUGGCUAUCAACCGACAUUUCCCCAGUUUUCCAACAAAAAAUACACUUUAGACAUGUUAGAAAAGCAACUGAAGAGGAAUGGAGAUUGUAGUCCCCACAUCUGCCUCGGUUUCUUCCUUGUGUAAAAGCGAUUACAAUAGGUGGACUUUCAAAAUAAACGCCUCGCGGCGAUUUGGGGAUCAGUUUCCUUACCUGGGAGAUCUUUACCAGCAGUGCACGACUACGACGUGAAACGUUAGAGUGGAGAAAAGCGGGCAAGCGGAAAUACGUCUGCAUACAGAUUGCAUACAGAGGUCUAUCGGAGUUUAGUAAAAUCCAACUAGUGGUCUAUUAUCAAUGCUGCGUUCUGAUUGGUUGAGCUACUACUAGGCUAUAUGUUAUAGCCUACUAGUAGCGAAAAGAAUGAAAUUAAAAAAGGUAAAGUUUUUCACUGCUGUUAUCUUGUUAUCUCUGUUAUCUAUGUUAUCUUGCAAUGGAUGUCCGUCUGUCCGACCGUCCUCUUGCCAAAAUUUCGAAAUGGUCCCACUUCAUAUUAUGACCAGUUGACGUGACUUGGUAGGCAACAGCAGAUGAGGGAUUGCUACUCGUAAUGGAUUUAAAGUGCUCCGUUGUCGUUUUCCUGUCAUGCCAUCUUCUUUUGUAUGCAAAUGUUUCUACUAAAUGUUAUCUUUUGUUUCUUUAAUUACUUACUUAUUCUACAUUUAACUUAUGUUGUUAUCCAACGGUUUAUUACUUCUGAAGAUGUAUGCUGGAAUAUACGAAACGUCACGUUUAAGUCUUUUUUUCUUUCCAGAAAUGCGUUUAAAUUUCCUUAUGUUUAUCCCUGCAGCUUGCUUUUUGUUUCUUCUUAUAGUCUGCCUUGGUCGUAACGUAAAAAUCCCGGGUAAAAAUAUUAUAUAUAUAUUUUUACAAGAACUGAGCGAAUCCUCGUGCGCUGAUAGCUCGAGAGCUAUGGUCUAUUGGAGUUUAGUAAAAUCCAACUAGUGGUCUAUUAUCAAUGCUGCGUUCUGAUUGGUUGAGCUUCUACUAGGCUAUAUGUUAUAGCCUACUAGUAGCGAAAAGCGCGGGCUUUUAAAAAGGGAUUAAAGUCUAGCUUUAACUAGCUAAACUUUUUUAUUCUCGAUAUUUUUGACCAACUAGUUGGAUUUUACUAAAACAAUUAUUCCUCUCGCCCUCAUGGCCUCUGAAUCAAUAGCCCAUUCGGCCUUCGGCCUCAUGGCUAUUGACUCAGAGCCCAUUCGGGCUCGAGGAAUAAUAAUUGUUGAAUAGCCUAUGGAAAUGACGUAACAUGUCACGCAGUGCCGGUUGUUUUGUUUUUGGUUUUCGUAAAAAAUAAAUGUUAUUCCAAAAAAACAAAUCGACCACAAUUCUCCAUGGUCUACAAAACAAAUGAUUCCAUGUUGCCGUGGGUCUGUUCAGAAAUAGAUCACAGAGGACGUCAAAAUGUGGUCGAUUUGUUAAAUAUUCUUCAAACCUGGCUUGAAUGUACUUUUUUUUACAACUACAGAAUGCUUGGAAACAGUUCUACCAACUCUACCGUCUCCAACAGGUGCGUCAGGUUCGUUUAACAAAUACGCCUGAACACAAGUAAAAUUUAACUAUUUAUUUAUUCAUUUACUUAUUUUUACCGUACCGAAAAUACAGAUGUAAAAAAACUACGGCAGUUGUUCCUACACUAGCUCUUUGUCACAACUUGUGGGACGGACCGGCUAACUUGUGACUGUUGGCAAAAACUGCGCCUGUUGCUGGGAUUUUCGUACCCGAUGACGAUCUUGGAGUAUUUUUCGAAGUUACACUUUUAAAAAACACUUUCAAGCCAUUGCUUACUUGGAAAUAUGCCGAAUAUCAGCUUGGGUGGUCUGGGGCACUUUUAAUGUAUUCGACAGACUCCAUUAGGUCUAGGAAAAAUAAAGUCACCAAAGGUCGAGCCAAAUUCAGUGCUGCACCUGACUCCUCUAUACCUGGUCAUACUUGACAUAGCUUGUUUAUUUUCUCACUGUAAUUCUCGAAGGCCACACUUUUCGAUUUCUUGAUUUCGUGCUUUGAUCAGAAGGUAUCGAAAAGUCAGUCGUUUAAAGUAUUAUGAAUUAAACUUCCUCCAUUUAAUGGUAGCGUUAAGACAUUUCACUACUGUCUUUUAAAAUAUUACUAUUUUUUUAAUUUUUUUAAACAGUAGUAUGUUUUUGUGUUUUUCUUCUUCUUAGGUAGUAAACAAACCAAUAUAAUCUCCCGUACUUAUAUUUCUACGAAACCUACAAGCGGAUCAGUUUCCGAAUCUUUGACACCAGGCGUCAACUCUGGAACAAGUACUUCUACAAGGCCUACAACAGGAUCGGUUGCCGAAUCGUCCGGUGCGUCUUUGAGUUCUGGAUUUCAAACCCUCUUCGCCUUGUUUUUUGGUCUUUUUUCCAGUAGCCCUAUUCUUUCAAAACUUAAAUAA
Molecule: messenger RNA, 6897 nt
Organism: Porites lobata
Lineage: Eukaryota; Metazoa; Cnidaria; Anthozoa; Scleractinia; Poritidae
Source: the annotation of a GenBank genome assembly